Messenger RNA from Cheilinus undulatus (humphead wrasse), 2930 nucleotides. Its product is annotated as zinc finger protein 436-like. Gene Ontology annotation, cellular component: nucleus. The coding region runs from base 171 to 2078 and encodes 635 amino acids. Gene Ontology annotation, molecular function: DNA-binding transcription factor activity, RNA polymerase II-specific; RNA polymerase II transcription regulatory region sequence-specific DNA binding. Gene Ontology annotation, biological process: regulation of transcription by RNA polymerase II. The record is from RefSeq and is a predicted model, not a curated record. Lineage: Eukaryota; Metazoa; Chordata; Actinopteri; Labriformes; Labridae. The transcript has 3 exons.
GUCUCCUCGGACACCACAGCAGCCCUCGAAGCUUCUUCUUCAGUUCGCCUUUCUUCUUCGUCUUCUUCUUCUCGAAGUUUGGGGUGUCUCCGUUACAGCUGAGUUAGCAUGUCUGGCUGUGCUAACGUCGAGUAAUGUUGUAGUUUCCCUUCCCCGUGUCCCGCGUGGAAAUGUCCGGGUUUAAAGACUCCCCCUCUGCGUUCAGAGACCUGGGGGGACUAGCGACGAGAGCCGAAGAGGAGCUCCACCGAAGAAACCUGCUGGAUGUGGUUUUAAACCCUAAAGUAAAGGUGAAGACGGCAGUGAUUCCUGCAGCUGCCCAGCUGUUGGUGAGUGAAGAACAGAACCCCCAGCAGUACACUGAGACCCCACUCAUUAAGGAGGAACAGGAGGAAUUGUGGAGCAGCCAGGAGGGAGAGCAUCUUCAAGGACUAAAAGUGGCUGACAACACCAUGUUUCCUUUCAACAUUGUCUAUGUGAAGAGUGAAGAUGAUGAGGAGAAACCUCAGUCCCCACAGCUUCACAAUAGACAAAGUGAACAGAUGGAAUCAAGAGCUGUUGGAGAGGAUUGUGGAGCAGCAGAACCAGCCAGGAACCCAGAUCCAGAGGCUCAAUUACAACCAGAGAUAGAGGUCAAGAUUGAAGAUUCUUCCGGAGCUGAGACAGAUAAUAAUGAUGGUUGUAGGGAGAAUAAAGAAAAUCCGUCAGGUUCAAACUCUGUGGAAGAAAAAUCCCUUAGCUGCCCUGAGUGUGGUAUAACAUGCAAAGACAUAACAGAACUGACUAUACACACGAGAAUUCACACUGGAGAAAAAAACUUCAACUGCUCUAUUUGCAGUAAAACAUUUACCCGGAAAGGACAGCUAACCAAACACAACUUGGUGCACACGGGAGAGAGACCCUUCAGCUGCUCUGAGUGUGGUAAAACAUUCAAGAGGAAACAUCAUCUGACGGACCACAAGAGACUUCACACAGGAGAGAAACCCUUCAGCUGCUCUGAGUGCGGUAGAACAUUCAACUGGAGACAUCAUCUAACAGACCAUAUGAGAUUCCACACAGGAGAGAAACCCUUCAGUUGCUCUGAGUGUGGUAAAACAUUCCAGAAAAAGCAGAGUCUGACCCACCACAUGAGAACUCAUACUGGAGAGAAACUCUUCCGCUGCCCUUUUUGUCUUAAGACAUUUACACAGAAAAGUAAUAUGGAUGCUCACGUUAGAGUUCACAUGGAUGACAAACCCUUCAGCUGUUCUGAGUGUGGUAAAAGUUUCCAAAGCAAUAAAGAUCUGAACAGACAUACUAGGAUUCACACAGGAGAGAAACCCUUUACCUGCUCUGAGUGUGGUAAAGAAUUUAAUGAAAAGGAAAAUCAGAUACGACACAUGAAAGUGCACACAGAAGAGAAACCCUUCUGCUGCUCUUUGUGCAGUAAAAGAUUUAAGCACAAUUUUCAUCUCCUCCUUCACAUGGCACAUCACAGAGGGGAGAAACCCUACAGCUGCAGUGAGUGUAAGCGAUCCUUCGCCUGGCAUUGUCAGAUAAAAAGACACAAAUGUGUCCGAGCUCAGGGUUCAGAGCCUGAUCAAAACCAAACUGAGGAGAGAAGAGAGGCAGAAACAGGAGCUGAUGGAGAGGACUGGGUAGGAGCUGGACCAGCCUGGAGCUCAGAUCCAGAGAGAUAUUUACAACCAGAGACUGAGGUCAGGAAUGAAGACUCUUCUGAAGAUGAGACUGACAACAGAGAUGAUUGGAGGGAGACCAGAGAGCUUCAUUCAGUGCUUCCCGCAUAUGACCAACAACUGUUGGUGAGUAAAGAAGAGUGUCUCCAGGAGGACUCUGGGCCCCCACACAUUAAAGAGGAACAGGAGGAACUGUGGAGCAGUCCGGAGAAGGAAGAGCUUCAAGGACUAAAGGAGGCCGACACCACAAAGUUCCCAUUCAAAAUUGUCAUUGUAAAAAGUGAGGAUGAUGAAGAGAGACCUUGUCCUCACAGCUUCAUGAGAGAUAAAGUGAAGAGAUGGAAACAGGAGCUGAUUGAAAGGGCUGUGGAGGAGCAGAACCAGCUGAUUGAGUUCAAUUAAAUGGUGUAUUAAUUAAUAAAAGAAGUCCAGUGCUGUUAAGUCUCUACUGUUGAUGCUGGAGAGAAAUGACAGUCUUAUAAUGGAACUGAAUGUUCUUAAACAUUUAUUUUGAUCAUUUUCUUCAGCUGAUGUUAGUUUUGAAUGUUGAGAUUUGCAUCGACAACACUCCUCACCCACACAGAGAUCACCUGCUGUAAUGACUGAAUAUAGAGUUACACCUUUCAACUGAGAACAUGUUAUUUGAGUGAGUUUUUGGUAUCUGAAGCUAAAGAGUAUUAAAAAAUAUUAUCAAGACAUCUGAUGAGCUUCCUUCAAACCUAGCCAGAGUAGGGGAAUGGGAUGUGCUGGGCUGUUUUACCCUUGGAAGUGGCAUUCCCUGUUUUAUGCAGAUUUGGGAGAGACCUGUCAGAGAGAACUCUGGAUGAGUUCCAGGAAAGGCUUCAUAUUUAAUAUGUGAAGUUGACAGUGAGGUUAUGUAGAUAAUUGGAAUAAGUCUUUUACUUCAGUUAUUCACAAAGCAGCUCAGUCAACAGUUCCACUAAAGAAAAAUCCCAAACCUCCACUUGUUCCCUGGUGGGACAAAAAGUGUGAGAAAUAGAAAUAAAGCACAUUGGAAAUUGAGAAAGUGUCAAAUGUUGUGCUAUGCACUGCAGCACAGGUGUCAAACUCAAGGCCCGGGGGCUAAAUCCGGCCCCCAAGAUGAUCUCAUAUUUCUGUUCUAACUGGCCCAUAUGUAUGAGGUCUACAAAUUUCCUCUAGUAUAAAAAUGUGAACUGAACCUUGAUGGUUUAAGAUAUCCUUGUUAAGUCACAAAAUCUAAAAAAAAUAAGGAGUAAAAACAUUUAGAUAAGA